UCUACAUCCCUUCUACGUCUCCCCACCCCUUCUACCAUCUCCCUCCCUCUCUUUCCCUCAGAGACACUUCUCUUUAUUAGGAGAUCCGGGAAGCUGAGACUCCUCGGCUGCAUGACUGACACAUUGCGCACAGGCGCCUGAGCAUCAGCCCCUCAUUGCUGCCCAAUUUCCUUCAUUUUUGCCUCUCGCAUCUGCUUCAUUUUGAUACUGGAUCCGCGCCCUCGUCAGCAGAAGGCAGGUAUUCAAAAUGGCAGAAAUGGAUGGAUUAAUGGACAGGCUGGAGAAAGCUGUUAUUCGACUUGAAUCGGUGCUUUCAAAUUCUUUUUCUUCCAGCUCAGCUGAGAAUAAUGUUGUUAAUGGCAUAAAUGGAGGUGUCGUCCCAUUUGUGGAAGCUUUUGAUGCGCUGAUGGCUGGGGCCUUGGAGGAAUAUGUCAAGAAUAGUAAAGUUAUUGGUGGGGAUGUAGAGACACAUGCUGGAAUGGUGGAAAAUGCCUUCAAAGCAGAAAGAACAUUUUUGGUUUUUGCUUCACAACACCAGCAACCCCCACAGGCAGAAGAAUGCUUAAUCCUAAAGCCGAUUUCUGAAAAAAUCCUUGAAAUACAGUCAUUCAGAGAAAAAAAUCGUGGAAGUCAACUAUUCAACCACCUUUCUGGCAUCAGUGAAAGUAUACCAGCGCUUGGCUGGAUUGCCAUGUCCCCAAAACCAGGUCCCUAUGUCAAAGAGAUGACUGAUGCUGCUACCUUUUAUACUAACAGGGUACUUAAAGAUUACAAAAGCACUGACCCACGCCAUGUGGAUUGGGUCAAAUCAUACUUGAAUAUUUGGAGCGAGCUGCAAGCAUACAUUAAGGAAUAUCACACUACAGGAGUUUCCUGGGGGAAUGCUAUAUGUUCAGUUCCAUCAACUGCCAAAGGAGUCGCUCUACUGCAAAAAUCAUCUGAGUCAAGUUGUCCACCCCCUCCCCCUCCUCCUCCCCCUCCAUGUCCUCCUCCAAUGGCUGAUUCUCUAGAUUCUAAAGCCAAAGAUGAUAUUUCCCAAGAUCGCUCUGCAUUGUUUGCCCAGCUUAAUCAGGGAGAAGCUAUUACAAAAGGGCUCCGACACGUUUCAGAUGAACAGAAGACUCAUAAAAACCCUAAACUGCGGAGCCAAGGAGGAUCAAGUAUAUCACCUACAAAGAGUCACACCCCAAGCCCAACUACACCUCAAUCUCCUCCACAUCAGUCUUAUCCUCCUUUGCUCGAACUGGAAGGAAAGAAAUGGAGAGUGGAAUACCAGGAGGGAGUACAAGGCCUUGUUAUUUCUGAAACUGAACUCAAGCAAGUGGCAUACAUUUUUAAAUGCAAGAAAACAACAAUACAAAUUAAAGGAAAAUUAAAUUCAAUUAUAAUCGACAACUGCACCAAGCUUGGACUUGUGUUUGAUGAUGUUGUGGGCAUUGUAGAAGUAAUUAAUUCCAAAGAUAUUGAAAUACAGGUAUUAGGAAAAGUACCAACCAUUUCAAUUAACAAGACAGAUGGAUGCCAUGUAUACCUGAGUGAGAAUUCAAUAGACUGUGAGAUUGUGAGUGCCAAAUCAUCGGAAAUGAACAUUCUUGUCCCGCAUGAUGGAGAUUAUAAAGAAUUUCCUGUUCCUGAACAGUUCAAGACAUCAUGGGACGGUUCCAAGUUGGUCACUGAGCCUGCAGAAAUGAUGGGCUAGUCUGGCGCUGUAUUUUUUCUACAAGCACCAGCCUGACAGAGGGUGAUUCAUUUCAUUGUAAUUGGCAUUGCCUGCAUUUCACUUGCAGAGCACUGCAUGUACCUCCAACAUGGAAAUUGUUUCAUAGUAUGAACUAAAUUUAUAUUGCUUUUGUGGGCAUUUAGUAACUCCACACAGAAACAUUUCUAAUAAAUGUAACAUUUAUAUGCAUUUUUUCUAUAGCAAAUAAAAUAAAAGGAAAUGGGGAAGGGCAUUUACAAAGGGGCUCAAUACUAAAGUAGGCAAAAUAUAUUAUUUUAGCUAAGAACAUCCUAAAUUUAUAAAAUAUUGUUAUAUCAAUGUGUUCUAUUGAUCAGUGAUGUAACUAAAGUCCCAUGCACCCCCAGUGCCAAAUUUUAUCUGCCCAAUCACCAACAAUUUCUCAUAUUCAUUAACAUAAUCAACUCAUAUAAUCCAAGACUUUUAUGGGAUAGUGGUUUGGCUCCUAUAUGCUAUAGCUUUUUCCUCUUUGGGAAAUGUUUUUUGUGCUCUUGGGGUACCAUCGGGUAACGGGCCUGGGGUGCAGUCAUGGCUUUUGUACCUCCUGUAAUUAUGUCCCAGUUGUUAAAAAAUAAUACAAAUCUGUAAAUUCUGGCAUAGCUAAAGGUGUGCUUCUAGGUAAUGAAGAGAUGGCAGAUGGCUUAGCUGGAUUAAUAUAUAGGGCCUGGAUAUCAGCAUAUUUUUUAAAAAAGCAAGAUAAAAAAUGAGUACCUUUUUAUAGGCACAGAUAUCUAUUACUGCUCAGAAAUAUCCCAGUAUUGCUGUAAAUUUAUUAAAGCAGCUAUUUGUGGAUAUUUGUGGCAUGUCACAGGUAUGUGCAAUAAAUCACUGGCCUCAAUAUUCAAUGAGACCCCUUACUAGGUAUCGGUUGGAGGAUAUAUGCAGAAGCCAAUGCAUACAGUACAUGCUCUCUAGUUCUGAUAUAUUUGUGGGUAUGUGUGCCCCAAUUAGCUUUUUUCCAAUGGCAUUAUACAUAACAAUAACAAUUUUAGGGUCACAUAAUAAUAUAAUAGGGGCCUUUAUAAUAAUUCAGUAACCUUUUACACAUGCCACAUAUUAAUAACAACUGUAAUAUCAGCUAAUGUGAGAAUGAGUAAUAACUUGAAAAGACAAAUGAUAUAGGUUGUGAUAAAAACUGUAGCUAGUAAUAGAAAAAUAUAGAAAAAUAAAGGUACAAUCACAGUAGUCACCUUUAGACAUUGUUAAAUUUCCCCAACACUGUUCAAAUAAAAAAUACCAUGAAAAAGCCAUUCUGUACAAUUACAAUAUUGUGACCAGGAAAGCACAAAAGUCCAGUCCCAAACAUAAAGAAUCUUAGUUCAAUGUGGAGAGAAGCAAUCGUGUAUUUAUGUCCAGUCUCCAGAUUAUUCAUUACACAGCAGGGACUACAUAUAGAAGUGCAAUAAUAACAGUUGGUAUAGUAAAAAUAACACAGGGAAGCAGAGCUCAGUGCUCUCUAAGGUGGAGACAAAUGAAACCUCUCAUGUGGGUGAAAUCUUUUGACAGCGUAAAAUUCUCUCCAAAUCCUGUGCUAUUGUUUGGAGCCUUUUGUAUCAAAUUCCAAAAUGUUGUUUUCUUUUCUUUUCUUGAAUAAGCUGCUUCACAGAGUAACAAUUCUUGGAAAGCAUCUACUCACUGGAUCAGUUCUUAGUUUCACUUAAUAGAGCUGUUCCAUCUCUAUGUGCCAGGUUUAGGGUAGGUUAAAUUGUAAGGAGGGGUUGGACUAGCCUGCCAUUGCACCAGAGGGUCUCCCAGUGGGCUUCGACUCUACUGGGCCCAGGAAAGAAAAUUAUAAGAAUCAGCAGGGCAAUAUGCUUACAGAACAACUUGGAUGCAGAUGAACGUGUGGGGAUGGGUGAUAUUUUUGCAAGGGUAUCGAUGCUAUGAACAAAAAGAUGUGAACAUCAAAGAACUAUAAUUCAGGUUGGUUAAUGGUCAACUUAAUGACCAUGACGUUAUAAUCAUACAGAAAAAUGCUAAAUAUAGAAAAUAAUGAUGAUGGAUGCUCUGGCUGAUCUCAGCUUUUAAGCAGCCACCACAGACGGUUUCCUAUAAAAUUAAAAGAAAGGUUCAUUAAAUAACCCUGGCACAAUGAUCACUUGAAACCCCGAGAGGGCAGUUAUCGGCCAAUAAUCACACAAUAAAAUCAGACCUCAGUUACAGAAUCUUGCAAGCAUGUUUAUUAGUAAUAUUCCCAUAUGCAGCACAAAUACAUCAUGCAGUAUUUAGAGCAGGAUUGUAAGAUAGAAGGACAAUAGCUGGAUAAUUAGAGAUGCUGGUGGUCAUCUGGUUUUAGAAAACGUAGAAGCCCAAAAAUAUAAAGAAUCUGCAAAUUCAACUACUCAAAAAUAGGAAGUGUUCCAAUUGCCACUUUCAAUAAAGUGAUCAACGUUGGGAAGCAUUUUAUUUCUAGGAAAGAGCAUUCGAUUUACUGCCUCUCACCUGAUCGUUUUGUUUCAUUCUGCAAAGUACCAGAAUAUUUAUAUAAUGUGUAAAUAGCUAGCUAGGAUAUAAAUAGAGGCCUAUGAUUACAUUUCAGGGGAAACAGACAAAGAAAGUGAAGGUUCAUUUCCACUAAAUGGAUUUUAUUUUCAUGACCUGAAUUUGUUGAGAAGAUAUACAGCUCCGUAACAAUGUGUCCCCUUUGGUACAGGUAGUACAGUGCAAUCUAUAUUUGACAAGUAGAUGAUGUUUAAGUUAAGUCCAUAGAGAAUACCUGAGACAAGCAUUAUGGCAGCUAUUACUGAAAAGAUAGCAUACAUGGUUAGUUCCAAAUUAAUGUAAAGUAAAAUUGAUUCUGCAUUUUGCAGCCUUUGUGCCACAACUGGGCCUUUUAUUGAAUAUUACUGGGAAAUUGCCCCAUUAUUUUAAUUCCUUUAAAAAUGCAAUUAGGCUGCUUGUUAAUAAGGUGCAUGAGUUUCCAUUUAUCCACAUUCAUGUUCACUGGACCAUGCUGGCAAUGUAAAGUACCAAAUUAUGGGCCAAAUUCAGUUCGAUAAGAAACUGUUAUUCUAUGGUUUAUCACAUGAAAACUUAUAGGCGAGAUUCCAUUUGAGAAAUGUUUUUCAUUUUUUCCGCAUAGUAGAGUUACAUGUGAUAAGCAGUGAGAUAAGUUUUUAAUUGAAUUGCAUUUGGCUUUAUGGGAAAAUCUGGGAUUAAAUUGGAAGAUAAGCUUUUCUCAUCAUUCUCUCAUUCUUUUAUGCAAAAUUCUCUGUAUACACCAAUUUGGCAUGCACUGGGCUUACAGGGAACAUUGAUCCAUACUUACCCGCAUUUUUAUUUGUUAUUUCCCUUUCUGUUCUAUGUCACUGAGUCAUCUAGAAUAGUUGCACAGUAUUUAUUUGAGACAUAAAACACUAAAUAACUUGCACUUGUGGAACAUGAUCAUUCACUUGAAUGGCUGCAGUUACUGUACCCAUGCAUUGUAUUAAAGCCUGUAUGCUAGCCCUUAGGUUAGCUCAGUGGAUCUGGAUUAUUAAUAUAAUAUAUAUUUCUUUGUCAGAAUUACUAAAUGCCCAAAAAAAGCAAUAUUUUAGUUUCCACUAAUUGCACAGUUAGCGUACCAAUAUCUUGCUUAGUUUUUUCUUGUUUAGAAUAAGUUGCAGUCCUCUAGAAUGUAUAAUAAAAUUGUAACAGCUGUUAGAAUUGCAUUUAUGAUGCCAAAAGCAAAUGUGUUAUUCUGCUAUAUUAACCCUAUCAAACAGCAUUCCGUUUUAUUUCUUUUGAUGGAGUUACUUUAGGCAGUGUGUUUUGUAUGUUUACAUUUAUUUGUUUAAGGCUUACAGAAUAUGUUUCAUUAUGGAUCAACAACUCUCUACUGAAUAUAUUAUUAUUAUUAUUAUUUGGAACAUCUGUAGCAAGUACACUCUUCAAAAAUCCUAAAUGCCUGGUUACUGACAUAUUCACGUAUAUACUGGUGGCUUUUUCUGUUUGACUGCUGUAGAGCUGAGAGCCCUUGCGCCAGUGCGUUAUUCAUUCAGUUUUUUUAAAUAUGUUUCGGACAUGCAGAAAUGGAGUCAAAGGCAGGAGUCCUUUUUACAACUGGAAGAUCUUUUUUUGCUUUGUGGUUUUAGAGGUUUGGGGUUUUUUUUCAAUGAUUCCUUUUUUGCAACGAUACAAAAAAGACACAGUUUCGCCUUUUUUCUGCAUUUUUUUCAUCUGUGCAUUUUCAGUUCGGAUCUUUUAAUAAAUGACUAGACAUUUGUGGUUUUUGUGGAAACGAGUUUAGCCAUAUUUUCAUAAAAUUCUGAAACUACAAAAAUUUGAAUGUUGAUAAAUCUGCCCCAAAUUCACCCUUUAUUAGUAAUUUGUCUCUCUGACUAAUUCAGAGUAAAGCCAGCAAUACACGAAACCCCGUUUUAUAUGAUAUUUGGCGUGUGUAUGGUGACUCGACGAGACAAUAUCGCAAAGCCUGCUGAUAUCGGUCGUCUUGUCAAUCGGGCAGGUUAAAAGAUUUUGAUUGGGCGCCGUUGACAGGCCCGGAUUUGUGGUGAGGCCACAAAGGCUGGGCCUAGGGCGGCAUGCCACCCCGCCGCAACAACAUUUUCAAAUUUUGUUCCCAUACGGAGCAAUGGGGACCUUUCCCCACUGCUCCGUAUGGGAGUUUUAAGUUUGGCGCUUGUGCGGGGGGGGGGUUGCUUGUUCGCGCAUGCCUGUAAGCGUUCGGGGGGGAUUGCGAUAGGGGGGCGCCCCCAGUAGAAAUCCGGCGUUGGCCGUUGAAGGUGUCAGAGCAAAAUCUACGUUUAGGGCUGAAUCGGCAGGUGGUGGGAGAAUUUCUAUUGUUUCUACCUCCAUAUCUGACGAUUCAGCCCUUAUUCUCAAUGGUGGGUGGGAACUACCUUUCCUGCCCCCAAUGGUUGCACAAAAGAUUGUUAUUGGUCUGUACAUUAGCAUUAACUAACUUGAUCAUUUCAAAAACAGUACAGAAUUUGUAACUGAUCAUUUUUAGAAACUUCCUUACUUCCAGAAGGGAAAGCCUAUGUUAAAUUAGGAUAGUUCCCCUUUAAAUAAACAUUGUUCUAUCAUGUUAAAAAGAAAACUUAACAGGUAACCUUUUCCAAAAUGCAAACAGUAAAAGGCAAUAAAUAUACCCAAAAAACAAAGUGAGCAUAUCUAUCUGCAUUUCUAAUUUGCUUUUUUUCUUUUUUGAGGACAAAACAAACAUGUGCAUGGACCGUACCAAGUUAUGCUGUUAAUAAAAAGAACCUAAUUCAUCCUGA
Molecule: messenger RNA, 6957 nt
Organism: Xenopus tropicalis (tropical clawed frog)
Lineage: Eukaryota; Metazoa; Chordata; Amphibia; Anura; Pipidae
Gene: cap2
Product: cyclase associated actin cytoskeleton regulatory protein 2
Exons: 13
Coding region: 248-1699 (483 amino acids)
Biological process (GO): cytoskeleton organization
Cellular component (GO): plasma membrane
Molecular function (GO): actin binding
Source: RefSeq, a predicted model, not a curated record